CUUACUCUGCCAUUCUCAUAUAUUCUCUCUCUCUUAAAAAUUCAUUUAGAAAAUUCUCACUUAAACUCUUACCAUUCCAAUUUCAUCACUUAAACUCUCCUCUUCCUGUUAAAUUUGUUCUACUGUCUAUCCAAAUCACCAUGGCUUUUCCAAUCAACCAAGGAGACUCUUCUUCCUCUUUCACCCACCAGUGUAGAUAUGAUGUAUUCGUGAGUUUUAGAGGUGAGGAUACCCGCAAUAAUUUUACGAGUAUUUUGAUCGGCAUUUUAUAUCAUCAUGGUAUCAACAUCUUCCUUGAUAACGAGCACUUAAGGGGUGAAGAAAUUUCAGACAAACUUUUCGAAGCCAUUGAAAGUUCAAGAAUUUCAAUCAUUGUAUUCUCUAAAAACUACGCAUUUUCCACUUGGUGUUUGAAAGAACUUGUCAAAAUUCUUGAGUGUAAAAAGAAAGGCCAAAUUGUGCUACCAAUUUUUUAUAAGGUGGAUCCAUCAGAAGUACGUAACCACCAAAAGGGGAAAUUUGGAGAAGCUUUGACAAAACAUGAAACAAAGUUCAAGGAUAAAAUGGAAGUGCAAAAAUGGAGGAUAGCUCUACAUGAAGCCGGUAAUAUAGGUGGAUGGCAUUGCACAAAAGACCACCCUCAAUUUACUCUUAUCAAAGAAGUUUUUGAAGUGAUCUCAAGAGUUAAAUUAAAUUAUACGAAAAUAUCUGAUGUUAAAUACCCUGUUGGAAUAGAUUCCCGUGUGGAGGAUAUAAAUUGUCUUUUAGAUAUUGAUUCAAAUGAUGUGCGUAUGGUAGUGAUUCAUGGCCUUCCUGGAAUAGGUAAGACAACAAUUGCCAAAGCUAUUUAUGAUUUAAUUGCAUAUCGUUUUGAAGGAAGCAGCUUUCUAGAGAAUGUUAAAGAAAACUCAAGUACAAAUGAUGGCAAAUGCCAGUUAAGAGAGGCACUUUAUUUUGAGAUCUUAGGAGGUGGAACUUUGAAGGAGCUUGGUGCAAAUAAAAGAAUCAAUAUGAGAAUGGAAAUGCCUCAGCACAAAAGAAUUCUUAUAAUUCUUGAUGAUGUGGACAAAUUAAUCCAAGUAACAGAUUUGCUUGGCGAAUGCAAUUGUUUUGCUUCUGGAAGUAGAAUUAUUAUCACAACAAGGGAAGAAAAAGUACUAUAUACUCUUCAAGAAGAUUAUCAUUUAACCUACUGUAACUACCGGCUCAAGGAAUUAGAUAAACAUGAAUCUCGUGAGCUCUUUUGUCAACAUGCAUUCAAAGAAAACAAGCCUAAGAAAGGUUAUUUAGAAGCCGUAGACCUAUUUUUAAGCUACGCCAAAGGUCUUCCAUUAGUUUUGAAAAUAAUAGGCUCUGAUUUGUAUCCAAGAGAUGAUAUACGCUUUUGGAAAAGUGCAUUAGAUAAGUACAAAAGAAUUCUUAAUCCAAAUAUUCUAAAAGUACUCAAAAUAAGCUACGAUGGAUUGAACCAAACUCAGCAGCAUAUUUUCCUUGACAUUGCAUGUUUUCUCAAGGGAUUACACAAGGAUGUUGUCGAGCAUAUACUAGAAAGUCGCUAUUCUUAUGGCUCAUAUUGUGAUAUUGAAAUACUUAAAGAUAAGUCUCUCAUAUUUGUUGAUAAAGGUGGCAAAUUAUCGAUGCAUGACUUGAUACAGCAAAUGAGUUUGGAAAUUAUCAAACAAGACAAACUUAAAAGGUUGUUGUGCUAUGAAGAUGCUUACGAACUACCAUAUAAGGGAUUAGAAGAAGUUGAAGGCAUAACAUUGUGCUUCCCACAACCAAGAAAGAUGCAAAUAGAUUUUGGAAGGAUGAAAAAUCUCAAAUACUUGACUGUUCGUAAUUUAGUUUGUGAAGAUGUUAAAUAUCUUCCAAAUGAGUUGAGGUUAAUUGAUUGGAAUGAGUUUCCUUUACCUUCCUUGCCAGCCGCCGUUAAUCUUCAAAAUCUUGUUGCACUUAAAGUGCCAGGAAGCCACAUUAAACUGGAUGAGCAUUUUGAGAGAUGCCGUCUCCCAACUUUGAAAUAUAUGGAUUUCGCUAACUGUAAAAACAUUACCAAAUUACCUGACUUAUCGGUGAUUGCCCCAAACAUAAAGAGGCUAGACCUUAAAGGAUGUGAAAAUUUAGUUGAAAUUCAUCAGUCUGUUGGACUUCUUGAAGCGCUUGAAUAUUGGAGUCUCUAUAGAUGUAGAAGUCUUAAAAUUAUUCCGAGGAAUCUCAAGUUGAAAUCUCUUGAAAGGUUAUAUCUCCAAGGCUGUGAAGGUCUUUGGAAGUUCCCCGAUAUUGGGAAAAAUACGGAAAGAUUAGCUCUAUCUUCGUCAUUACCAAAUCUUAACUUCCUCUGUAUCUGUUAUUUUGAAAAUUUUCUAAAGAACCUGGAUAUUUCUGAUUGCUUCCCCAAAUUGAAAACGUUGUAUGUUAUGCACUGCAACAUUACUACCCUCCCGGACAUCUCUAGUAGAUUUCCUCAAUUAAAGAGUCUUUAUAUUUACAACUGCUGUAAUCUUCAGGAAAUUCCAAAACUUCCAUCAUGUACGGGUAAAGUAGAAGUAACAGGAUGCAAAUCUUUGGAUUCACAAUCAAGCAGAAGAUUAUUAAGUCAGUUCGCAAAAAAGGUAGGGCUUCCACAGAAUAUUGUAUGUCCAAGGGGAUCAUCGCACCGGGAGUAUGCAUCUGAAACUGACUUUCCUCAUAAAAAGGGGUUUACAUUUGAAUGUGAUGGAGAAGUGUUAAUUCAAGGAAGUAAGAUUCCAAAAUGGUUCAAUCAUCAAAUUGGUGGAAGUUCCAUAUCAUUCUCAGUCAGUCGGAAACUGCUUCCAUCAUUUGCUUUCUGUGUUGUUAUACAAGUGCAAUCGAAGAAUAGGAAUAUACGUUAUAUAUCAGGUUACUGUGCUAUCAACAUUUUCGUUGAUGGUUAUAAAGGAUUGUACUCAUGUACUAAUGCAUAUGUUCCAUCAUCAUCAUCUAAUUCUUAUCUAUGGGUAUUCUAUAUAAGGGAUAGUUCAUUGAAAGGCAUAAUUCUAAAUGAGCGGACUGACGUUAAGCUUCAAUUUGAAUUUUCAAAUUAUAAUCCAGAAAUAGCUGAAAUUACCAUAAAAAAGUGUGGGGUCCACGUAGCAUGCACGUGUUCUCCGCAGAAUUCCACUGCAGAUAAGGUGGCCAGCAUAAGAGUUCAUGAAAGAUUAAAAGUGAGUUUUGAUGAAAGAUUAAAUAUGUUUUUAGCGAGAGUGGCUGCAGAUGUCCUCCCCUUUAAGCAAAAGCUGGACCGAUUGUCCAAUGCUCAAGAUGGCUAUUAUUGCCCUCUUUGUGAAAUAGCAGAAGAUUCAGUUUUACAUCUAUUUCAAUGUUGUCCCUUUGCCAAAGGAUUGUGGUAUGGUGGUAGAUGGGGUUUUCGAGUAGAAAUGAUCCAAUCUCAAUCUAUAGGGGAAUUCAUUGAACAUAUAAUUGAUCCCCCAAUGGAAUUACUGGCAGAAGGAGUGAACAAAGAUGAAUUCACACUGUAUGCAGCAGUGGCAAUGAAAAUUCUUUGGGAUGCAAGGGAGGAUGCUCUGCUUUCAAACACUAAAGCCAGCAUAGACCAACUAGCCCAUCGUCUUAACAAACAGUAUGACUCAUACGUGAGAUCACUUGAGAUUACACAGGUAACUGAAGACCAAAAUAAUGAGAGUGUUUGGAUAGAUAUGCCUAUUGGUGUACCGGAAAUACAACACCAAUGUCACCCGACCAACACCAUCCCAACACCGAUAUCUUCAAUGCCCCAGCCCUUUCUAAAUGAGGACGCUGACUUCAACCCAAGUCCACCAUUGAAGAAAAUGAGAACUUCUUGAUUGAACUUCAAAGAUAUAUGCCAAGAAAAUAUCAUCAACUUCAUUGUAAAUCCAGCUUGCAAGCCCGGCUGGGAAUGGAAGAACACAAUGAAGGAUAUUUCGGCUUUGGCUUCUUCCUCAUUUAUGGAUGGGGUUUGAUAAUAACGUAGCCCACAGCCUCAUAAGAUGGGUCAAAUCACUCAUCUUCUUUUGCCUGUAAACUUUCUGACAAUAGCAAUGAUGGCCUUGCCCUCCAAUGCUGCAUGUAGGAUGCUGACUUCAAUCCUUAUCUACUUUCAAAGAAAUGAGAACCUCUUGAUUGAACUUCUAAGAAUAUGCCAAGUAUUGGCUAUGAAUAUUCUUUUGGAUGCACGGGGGGAUGCUAUGUUUUCAAACACUAAAGACAGUAUAAACCAGCUAGCACAUCGUCUUAACAAUCAGUAUGACUCUUACAUGAGAUCAUUUGAAGAGCAAAACAGGGGAAUUGCUUGGAUCAAGCCACCUGACCAAUGGGUAAAGCUUAAUUCUGAUGGGUCAUAUGAUCAAAAGAAUUUAGGCUUGGCUGCGAUUCUCAAAGGUGAACAUGGGAAUGGCAGAGCAAUCAGACGAGGCAUAAACAUCAACGGCAAGAUGGGCAAUGCCAUUGGCCAAACAGGACAGACUUGAGCAAGUUGUAAUAGAGAGUAUAAAGCUUGUUGUCGAGGAUUUCUCUUUGGGUUGCUUUGUUUGAAUUUUUUCAUCAUUUUAUGAGCCAAUAGAAGGAGAUGUAGCAAGCACCAUCAACUUCAUUGCAAGCCUGGCUGGUAAUGGAAGAGCGUAAUGAAGGAAAUUUCAGCUUUGGCUUCUUCCUCAUUUAUGGAUGGGGUUCAAUAAUUAUGUAGCCCACAUCCUCAUAAGAUGAGCGCCUGGGGUCGAAUCACUCUAGUUUGAUUUUGCCUGUAAACUUUCCGACAACGACAAAGAUGGCCUUGAUCUCGGAUGCUGACUUCAAUCCAUAUCUACUUUUUAAGAAAUGAGAAUCUCUUGAUUGAACUUCUAAGAAAUAUGCCAAGAGCAUCUAUGCUUAGCCAACUGCUCUCCAAAAAAUGGAAUUUACUUGAAAAGCCAACCAAUCAGUCAAUAGGAAGGUGCAAAUCCAAAUGCAAGCACCCCAUCGCUCCUAAUCCAGCCUCUCAAUAUUGGAAAACCACUUCAGAAACUCCAUCACUAGUUGACAGACUAUGGUAAACCUUAAAAUUACUAAAAAUAGCUUGUUCUUGAUUAACCCCUUCAAUAUGUUCUUCUCCAGUUGCCUAGCAUUAAAUUCAUUGAAGACUUGACAAAUGAAAAGUUUAAAAAUGAGUUUUUUCUUCACUUUCUCAUCCACACCAAAGGCAGAUCUUGCCCUAGAUUGUAUCAUAAGUAAGACUGCUAUGACUCUGAUUAGAAAUGGCUUUGAUUGACCCACAGAUGGCUUUACCAAGUUGUCAUUAUUGGGCAGCUUAGUGACCAAGGAUAAAGCUCCCAUUUUAUCCAUUACUAGGUUCACCCAUAAUGGCUGCAGUUAGUGGGACUUUACUUAAAAAAAAAAAAAAAAAAGUUCAUGCAAGGGCAACAACAUUCGUAGUUAGCUGAAUCUGAAUGAAGUUUUUAAUGAUGUUAAUACAGACCUUCUCCACCUUAGAACCAUCAGCACAGAAGUGAAAUCACCAUCUAGGAUGACAAUAUUUUAUAAAUGUAGUUGUAAGUAAAUUUUUUGUCAUAAACUCUCUGUUCAGCAGUUCAGUUGUGUUUUCCAUUUACAAUGUUCUUGCCCUAUAUGGUGACUGUGUUAUCACCUUUAUGAGUUACAAUGAGUACAAGGGAUGCACAUAUUUUUAAAUGCUUUGAUUCUUGUAAUGAAAUCCAUCAAUGUAUAACGUAUUUAAUUUUAGGAUAUUUCUAUUGCAAUCAUAGAAACUGACCCUUUCUACAUGUGCCAAAAGGCUGUUGGUGGGUGCUUGUACAUUUGGAAGAAUAACUAUGGUGCUAUCAAAACCACAUUAUCUAAUAAACAUGGUCACAUAGAAAAUGCUUACGUAAUUUGAAAUACAUUGACCAAACAGAAGAACUAUAUUUCAAGAAGCUAAGAUGUGGCUUUUGAUUUGAUUCUGUGCUUUGAAUAACCCAGAAGGAGAACUUAAAAGAAAAAUAUUAACAAGGGCAAUGGCUGAUAAGAAAAGAUGAAAGCUCUUAACAAGUGAGUGAAAAGGCAAGGACAAGCUUCAUCUUCAAUACAAGUACCUGAUUGCCUCACAGUAUUGGCUUAGGCCAUUGGGGAUGAUAAUUUGAUAAAGCAGUCUCCUUAAACAAGCCCUGUCAAAGGUGAUCGUCCACAAGUUAGCUUUGAAGUGGCCUGGUCUCAGGAUUCUUACUGCCUGGCCAAGGCAUGUAUAGCUUAGUGGGGGGAAAUUGAAGAGCAAAACAGGGGAAGUGCUUGGAUCAAGCCACCUAAUCAAUGGGUAAAGCUUAAUUUUGAUGCGUCAUGUGAUCAAAAGAUGAAGAGGGGAAUGGGAGAAAAAUUAGACGUGGCAUAAAAAUCAACGGCAAGAUGGGCAAUGCCAAUGACCAAACAGGACAGACUUGAGCAAGUUGUGAUAGAGAGUAUAAAGUCAUUCAGGAGCAGAGAAUCUUUUCUUAUCCAACUGGUCUCCAGAAACUGGAAUUCACUUGAAGAGCCAACCAAUUGGUUGACAGGAAGAUGCAAGUCCAAAUGCAAGCACCCCAUUGCCCCCCAAUUCAGCCUCUUAGUACUGGCAAACCGUUUCAGAAACUCCACAUCAACACUUGAUGGACUAUGGUAAACCUUAUAAUUAUUAAAAACAGCUUGUUCUUGAAUAACUCCUUCAAUGUGUUCUCCAGUUGCCUAGCAUUAAAUUCAUUGAAGAUUUGUCAAAUGAAAAGUUUUAAAAAUGAGUGUUUUCUUCACUUUCUCAUCCACACCAAAGAUAGAUCUUGCCCUAGAUUGUAUCAUAAGUAAGAAUGCUAUGACUCUGGUUACAAAUGGCUUUGAUCAACCCACAGAUGACUUUACCGUGCUGUCAUUGUUGGAUAGCUCAGUGGCCAAGGCUAAAGCUCCCAGUGUAUACUUUAACAGGUUCACCCAUAAUGGCAGCAGUUAGUGGGACUUUACCUGACCAAAAAAAAAACUGCUGCAAGAAAGUCAAUGCAAGGGUGCAGCAACAUUUGUAGUUAGAUGAAAUUGAAUGAACAUUUUAAUGUUGUUUCAUACAGACCUUCUCCACCUUAGAACCAUCAGCAGAAAAGUAAAGUCACCAUCCAGGAUGCAUGACAAUGUUUUGGAAAGGAGCUAUAUGCUUUGGAAACAUGCAAACUUGUUUGUAGAGUAGAUAAAUGCUCUUAACAUUUGAGUGGAAGGGCAAAACCGAGCUUCAAUUUCAAUACAAGUACCUGAUUGCCCCCGCAGUAUUGUCUUAGGCCAUUAAGAUUAAUAAAACAGUCACUUGAAACAAACCUUGUCAAAGGUGAUUGUCCACAAGUUAGCUUGUAAGUGGCCUGGUUGCAAGAUUCUACUGCCUGGACAGGGCACGUAAAGCUUAGUGGGGAUUGUUAUGUCUGACCCAGUGUCUCACAAGCAAAGAGAUCCUGAGGCAAGGCAUGAUCAUCCAUCUUGCAUUUCAUAGAAUAAGCGAAGUUAGAGUAACAGCCAGAGACAGACCUAAAAAUGCCACCACCACAAUUGUGACUACUGCAGCAACAACACCUACAGCUGCGUUGAAAUAUGUUGGUGCCGACAGUAGCUCACCAUAUCCACCAUGAUGUCUCUACUCUUUGAGGAGGGCUUUUCAAAUUGCUUGGAUUUCUUGAAGUUAAAGACAGCAGAAACUGCAACAACCAGAAUGGCAGCGACAGUAAUACUCCCACCAUGAUACUACCCAUCUUUCCAACCAUGCUGUUUGAUACAAAAGGCCAAGAGAGUAUGGCACCAGCCAAAAGUACAACAACAGGGGUGUCCUCAAGUGCUUCAAAGACAUAACUGUGAAUCCUUUUGCAGGUGCCUGUUGUACUUACUGGCACCAAAAUAAUAUUAUAGCAAUGGAUUAUGGUUGAAAUUUUGUUGAAGUGUUUUCUCUAUUUUCAAAAAAUAUACUAUUUUCUUUAUUUGUGAGGUGUGAGAAUGGAUCAAUAUUUAACUGCUUUUUUGGAUGCUGUGUUUGCAUUCCUGCCACUGGCUCGCCAAAACCGACCUAAGCUCACCAAUAGAAUAGUCAUAUUUCUGUUAUUGAAGUUACCGGUUGGAAGUGUUAUAUGUUAUUAACAUUAAAGCUAGUUGUGCAUGUGCUGUAACAUAUUAAAGUUCCUCUUCUUGUGCAUAA
Molecule: messenger RNA, 8158 nt
Organism: Quercus robur (English oak)
Lineage: Eukaryota; Viridiplantae; Streptophyta; Magnoliopsida; Fagales; Fagaceae
Product: disease resistance protein RML1B-like
Exons: 16
Coding region: 141-3824 (1227 amino acids)
Biological process (GO): signal transduction; defense response
Molecular function (GO): ATP hydrolysis activity; ADP binding
Source: RefSeq, a predicted model, not a curated record